CGGAGCUGCGAGACGGAGCAAGUUGGUGACAAGAGCGGAGCGGCCGGAGCGGGAGAGACAGAGAGAGGUGGAGAGCCAUGUGAAUAGUCAACGUGCAUCGUGACAACAAGCCCCUCCACCAAUGAACGUGAGAAGAGGUUGUGCCAAGAUGUCGACCUGUGUGCUUUCUGUGACCCUGCUCCUCAUCUCCCUGGCACCUUCCUCACGGAGCAGUGACGAUUUCAUCAACUUUGGCAUCAAGGACCGUGACUGGACGUUCAACCACCUGGCGGUCCACAGUGUAACUGGGAAUGUUUAUGUAGGAGCGAUCAAUCGCGUUUACAAACUCUCCAGCAACCUCACCCUGCUGUUGUCUCACAAAACUGGCCCAGAGGAGGACAACAAGCUGUGCUACCCGCCGCUGAUUGUCCAACCUUGUAACGAGCCCCUCACCCUGACCAACAAUGUCAACAAACUGCUGCUCAUCGAUUACUCCGACAACAGGCUGCUGGUGUGCGGGAGCCUCUUUCAGGGAGUCUGCAGACUCCUGCGAUUGGAUGACCUCUUCAUUCUAGUUGAACCUUCCCAUAAGAAGGAACAUUACCUCUCCAGUGUUAACGAGACUGGGACCAUGUACGGAGUCAUUGUCUCAUCAGAGGGCUCAGACAGCAAGCUCUUCAUCGGUACAGCUGUGGAUGGUAAACAAGACUACUUCCCCACAAUCUCCAGUCGCAAGUUGCCCCAGGACCCAGAGUCUUCGGCUAUGUUUGAUUACGUCUUGCACAGCGACUUUGUGGCAUCGCUGAUUAAGAUCCCGUCAGAUACCCUGGCACUUGUGUCACACUUUGACAUCUUCUACAUCUACGGAUUCAGCAAUGGAAACUUUGUUUAUUUCCUAACGGUGCAGCCCGAAACGGAAGGAGUUACAGGUUCAUCGAGUGACCAGUUCUACACCUCCAGGAUAGUGCGGCUGUGCAAGGAAGAUGCAAAGUUCCAUUCCUACGUCUCUCUUCCCGUGGGUUGUGUGAAGGAUGGGAUUGAAUACCGACUGUUGCAGGCCGCAUACUUAGCCAAACCCGGGACGGUCCUGGCCAAAUCCCUCAACAUCUCCACCAAUGAUGAUGUCCUCUUCACCAUAUUCUCCAAGGGCCAGAAGCAGUAUCACAACCCACCAGCUGAGUCUGCGCUAUGUAUGUUUGUGGUGAAGUUCAUCAACAGACAGAUAAAGGAGAGGCUUCAGUCGUGUUACCGUGGUGAGGGGAGCCUGGAACUGAACUGGUUACUGGGCAAAGAUGUCUACUGUACACAUGCACCGGUUCCAAUUGACGAUGAUUUUUGUGGGUUGGAUAUAAACCAGCCUCUGGGAGGCUCCGCAUUGGUGGAAGGCUUCACCAUCUUCACUGAGGACAAGGACCGCAUGACGUCGGUGGCAUCGUACGUCUACAACGAUCACUCCGUGGCUUUCGUCGGCACGAAGAGCGGGAAACUUAAAAAGGUGCGUGUGGACGGCCCGGACCAGGGAUGGCGGCCGUACGAGACAGUGCCGGUGAUGGAUGACUCCGUGCUGAGGGACAUGGGCUUCUCCACCGAUCAUCGCUACCUGUACCUCAUGUCCCAGCGCCAGUUGGUCAGAGUGCCGGUGGAGUCGUGUGGACAGUAUGUAACGUGUGGCCAGUGCCUGAGCUCGGGAGAUCCGCACUGCGGCUGGUGCGUGCUCCACAACACGUGCACCAGACAGGACAAGUGUGAACGGUCUGUGGAGCCCCAUCGCUUUGCCUCCGCCCUGCAGCAGUGUGUGAAGCUGAGUGUACGGCCACACAGCAUCUCUGUGUCAGAGCACAGUAUCCCGCUCACCCUGAAGGUCAGUGAUGUCCCAGACCUGUCGGCCGGAGUGGUCUGUGCCUUCGGUGGGUUAACGGAGGUGGACGGUCAGUCUGUGGGUGAUGCUAUCGUGUGUGUGAGUCCAGCGGCUAAAGACGUGCCCACUGUCCUCAACAACCAAGAUUGGGUGGGAGUCAACCUGCAACUGAAGUCCAAAGAGACAGGCCAGAUGAUUGCCAGCACCGACUUCAAGUUCUUCAACUGCAGUGUCCACCAGCUGUGCCUGUCGUGCGUGACAAGUGCUUUCCGCUGUCACUGGUGUAAAUAUCGCAACCUGUGCACUCACGACCCCAGCAUCUGCUCCUUCCAGGAGGGGAGGGUCAACGCCUCGGAGGAUUGCCCACAGCUGGUCCCCUCCAGCGAGAUCCUCAUCCCCGUGGGAGAAGUGAAGCCAAUCACACUGAGAGCCCGGAACCUUCCACAGCCACAGUCCGGGCAGCGCGGCUACGAGUGUAUUCUGGUCGUGCAGGGACAGAAGCAACGAGUGCCAGCUCUGAGAUUCAACAGCUCCAGUGUCCAGUGUCAGAACAGCUCGUACCACUAUGAUGGCGGUGACCUCAGUGACCUGCUGAUCCGUUUCUCCGUGGUGUGGAAUGGGAACUUUAUCAUUGACAACCCGACCAACAUCACAGUUCACUUGUACAAAUGCGACGCGCUGCGGGAGAGCUGCGGCCUCUGCCUCAAGGCCAACCAGAAGUUUGACUGUGGCUGGUGCCAGUCUGAGCAGCGAUGCAGCCUGAAGCAACACUGCCACACACGUGCAUCCCAGUGGCUCAACCUGUCCGGCAGCAACGUCAAGUGUACCAACCCUCGCAUCACACAGGUGAGCCCAGACUCGGGGCCGUGGGAAGGAGGAACACUGGUGACUAUCCGCGGAGUUAACCUGGGCCUGGACUUCCUGGACAUUGCCAACAGUGUCCGAGUGGCCGGAGUCCAGUGCAUCCCAUUACUGGACGGUUACAUCAUCGCUGAACAGAUUGUGUGUGAGAUGGGAGAAGCCAGAUUGGUCAAGGAAUCUGGCCCCGUCCAUCUGUGUGUAGGCGAGUGUAAGCCUGACUUCAUGACCGAGUCUUCACAGCUGUACACCUUCGUGAAGCCGUCUCUCCAAGGCCUGGCACCCCAUCGAGGCCCCGAGUCUGGGGGAACCAUGGUGACCAUCACUGGACAACACCUCGGUGCCGGCAGCAAUGUCAACAUUAUGUUCGGCAACCAGACCUGCCAGUUCCACAGGCGCUCCGUGUCUGAGAUUGUGUGCGUGUCCAUGCCGUCUGUACACGGUCCCGGCGUGGUACGUGUUUCUGUCAGCGUGGACCGCGCGCUGCUGGAGCAGAGCAUGAACUUCGAGUUCAUCGAUGACCCGACCGUGUUGUGGAUCGAACCGGAGUGGAGCAUCGCCAGCGGCAACACUUCCUUGCUCAUCUUUGGAACCAACUUGGAUGUGAUCCAGAAUCCCAAGAUCCGUGUGAAGUUCCACAGCCAGGAAUCCAUCAACGUGUGUGAGGUGGUGAAUGCGACCACCAUGACUUGCCGUGCGCCCGCUCUGAGCCGCGAGUUCCAGCACGGCCACGAGGUGGCAGAACGACCCGACGAGUUUGGCUUUGUCUUCGACAACGUGCAGGCGCUGCUGGUCUACAACAACACCAACUUCAUCUUCUACCCCAACCCCAGCUUCGAGGCUCUCAGUGCCAGCGGCAUGCUCCAACAGAAGCCCGGCACGCCCAUUAUACUGAAAGGCCGGAACCUACUUCCGCCAGCACCGGGGGGGCCGAAGCUGAACUACACGGUGCUGAUCGGCGACACGCCCUGCUCCGUCACCGUGUCCGAGACACAGCUACUGUGCGAGCCGCCAAACCUGAGUGGACAGCUCCGCGUCCUGGUGUUGGUGGGGGGGCUACAGUUCUCUCCCGGCACGGUCUACAUCUUGUCCGACAGCCUACUGACGCUGCCGGCCACGGUCAGCAUUGUGGCCGGAGGCACCCUGCUCCUGGUCAUCGUGGUCAUUGUGGUCAUCGCCUACAAGCGCAAGUCCCGGGAGAACGACCUGACCUUGAAGCGAUUGCAGAUGCAGAUGGACAACCUGGAGUCACGAGUGGCCCUGGAGUGCAAGGAGGCGUUUGCGGAGCUUCAGACGGACAUCAACGAGUUGACCAGUGACAUGGACCGAGCGGGGAUUCCCUACCUGGACUACCGGACAUACUCCAUGAGGGUUUUGUUCCCAGGGAUAGAGGAACAUCCGGUUCUGCGGGAGCUGGAGGUCCCUGGCAAUGGGCAGCAGAACGUGGAGAAAGCCCUCAAACUCUUUGGGCAACUCAUCAACAACAAGACCUUCCUGUUGACGUUCAUUCGGACUCUGGAGCUGCAGCGUAGUUUCUCGAUGAGGGACCGGGGGAAUGUAGCGUCGCUGAUCAUGACCGCUCUUCAGGGGAAGCUGGAGUACGCCACAGAUGUGCUCAAACAUCUGCUCAGCGACCUCAUCGAGAAGAACCUGGAGAGCAAGAAUCAUCCAAAGCUGUUGCUGCGCAGGACCGAGUCUGUGGCUGAGAAAAUGUUGACCAACUGGUUUGCUUUCCUUCUGCACAAGUUCCUCAAGGAGUGUGCAGGUGAACCACUCUUCAUGCUAUACUGUGCCAUCAAGCAGCAGAUGGAGAAAGGGCCCAUUGACUCCAUCACAGGUGAAGCUCGCUACUCGCUGAGUGAAGACAAGUUAAUCCGACAGCAGACGGAAUACAAGACGCUGAUCCUGAACUGUGUGAAUCCAGAGAAUGAGAACAGUCCUGAGAUUCCCGUGAAGGUUCUCAACUGUGACACCAUCACCCAGGUUAAGGAGAAGAUCCUGGACUCCAGCUACAAGAACGUGCCUUACUCACAGCGACCGCGGGCCGUAGACAUGGACCUAGAGUGGCGUCAGGGGAGAAUGGCUCGGGUGGUUCUCCAGGACGAGGACAUCACCACCAAGAUCGAGAGCGACUGGAAACGUCUCAACACGUUGGUGCACUACCAGGUAUCUGACCGAUCGAUCGUAGCCCUGGUUCCCAAACAGACCUCAUCCUACAACGUGCCGACCACCAACGCCGUGUGCCGGGCAUCCAUCAGUCGUUACGACUCCACGCUGCGUUACACGGGCAGCCCCGACAGCCUGCGGUCACGUGCGCCCAUGAUCACGCCGGACCUUGAAAGCGGGGUGAAAGUUUGGCACUUGGUGAAGAACCACGAACAUGGAGACCAGAAGGAAGGCGAGCGCGGCAGCAAGAUGGUGUCUGAGAUCUACCUCACACGCCUGCUCGCCACCAAGGGUACACUACAGAAGUUUGUAGACGACCUGUUUGAGACGUUGUUCAGCACGGUUCACCGCGGAUCGGCGCUGCCUCUCGCCAUCAAGUACAUGUUCGACUUCCUGGACGAACAGGCCGACCGGCACGUCAUACAUGACACAGACGUGCGGCACACGUGGAAGAGCAACUGUCUCCCGCUGCGUUUCUGGGUGAACGUGAUCAAGAACCCGCAGUUUGUGUUCGACAUCCACAAGAGCAGCAUCACAGACGCCUGUCUGUCUGUCGUGGCCCAGACCUUCAUGGAUUCCUGCUCCACGUCUGACCACCGUCUGGGCAAAGACUCUCCGUCCAACAAGCUGCUGUACGCCAAGGACAUCCCCAACUACAAGAGCUGGGUGGAGAGGUACUACGCCGACAUUGCCAAGAUGCCGGCCAUCAGUGACCAGGACAUGAACGCCUACCUGGCAGAACAGUCCCGCCUACACGUCACCGAGUUCAACAUGCUCAGCGCACUCAACGAGAUCUACUCCUAUGUGUCCAAGUACAACCAGGAGAUAACGGCAGCCCUGGAUGAGGAUGAGCAGGCGAGACGGCAGCGACUGGGAUACAAGGUGGAGCAGCUGAUUGCCGCCAUGUCACUGGAGAGCUGAGAGAGGGCCGGCACGGCAGCUGCUCGCCAUCAGCGUGAGCGCUGGAGAGAGGGGACCAGUGGGAUAAUAUGCAGCACGAUGGACCUGUGGCCUCCGUGGCCGGUACGUGCCAGUGGACAGCUCGAUGCCUGAGUUUGAUCGGGGCAGGACGUUGGUUUUUGUUUAAGGCCGUGUGCAGAACGUUACCUUGAGCCGAGCUGCUGGUGGAUGUCUGUAACACUCCACACCUCUGGCCAACGGCAAUCUCUGCAGCCGAUGGUCACUCGGUCAUUGUUGGUUGCACCAGGGCGUUGCUGCGGGAGAACGCGGGAGGAACACAAAGACCCACCACAAUCUCCGUCCCAGAGUGGCCGCAACCUCCAGCCACCUGUGGCCUGAGCAACUGGACAAUCUGCUCUCUGCUGGUCCUCGGCCCAAGACGUUUCCCGUUGACGGAAGCUUGUUGUUUUGAUGGAGAACAUUGAUGCACUUCUGCGGACACGGACCUCUGUGCUCCAUGUUUCUGUUCAUGUUAUUACUGCGUUUAAUAAGAAGAUGGAACCUAUUAUUGCUGCUAUCAUUAGUGAACUGUGUGUGUGUGUGGUCAGUGUGUGAUGUGAGGUCAGUCCUGGACCUCGUGUCUACAACCUUCUUGAAUGUAUUUCUGUGGCACGGUGGGGAGUUAGUGCAGGAGAUCUCACAAUAGACAAUAAAUGCAGGAGUAGGCCAUUCGACCCUUCGAGCCAGCACCUUCCCAGAGUGGGUUAGCCUAGAUCCCAACCCUCCCUCCCUCCCCCUCACUCCAGGUGAGUGCCUCUCCCCCCCUGCAUUGGUUCCCAUCCCAUCACGCACCUUCCCCACCUGUCUUCUUCUUCUAGCGUAUGGCGUGCACAGCCUAAAGUUGACAGACAACUUUUGCUGCUUGAUCUUCUGUUUGUGCACGCCAGGUUGAUUGCAUUAGUUGAAACAAGGUGGAGCAGGUGAAGGUUGCAACCCCCCACUCCUCCCCACCUGUGACGACGUUGUCACCUGUACCUGACCAGGUGCAGUCAAACCCGCCAGGAAGGGACUCAUCCCACGCCCCCACACGCGUGUGAUCAGGGAGACGAGCUGCCCUGGCCACGUGUCCACACGCAUGUCACCGCUCGGCCCCUGGCAUGUAGUUGGUCACGGAGGGGAUGUCAACUGCCCGAUGACUCCAGCAUGGUGGUGCAGCAGGUAGAGCUGGUGCCUCACAGCACCGGAGACCCGGGUUUGAUCCUGACUACGGGUGCUGUCUGUACGGAGUUUGCAUGUUCUC
Amblyraja radiata (thorny skate) is the source of this 7061-nucleotide messenger RNA. RefSeq names its product plexin-A2-like. The record is from RefSeq and is a predicted model, not a curated record. The coding region runs from base 122 to 5782 and encodes 1886 amino acids. Gene Ontology annotation, cellular component: semaphorin receptor complex; plasma membrane. Gene Ontology annotation, biological process: semaphorin-plexin signaling pathway; regulation of cell migration. The transcript has 32 exons. Gene Ontology annotation, molecular function: semaphorin receptor activity; protein binding. NCBI's taxonomy places the organism in Eukaryota, Metazoa, Chordata, Chondrichthyes, Rajiformes, Rajidae.